GAACAGAAAACUAGGGAAAGAAGAGGACUGGAGGAGGAAAUGGGACACAGAUGAGGAGAACAAAGACCCUCAGAGGAGCCCAGAGAACGGGCAGAAACUUCUCCGUCAAUGAAUGGAAGGACACAGCCAGAUAGACACUCAUCUAUGACAUGGCCUGUCUUCUCUACAGAGGGACUGCAUGACAAGGGACCGACAAUGAGGGACAUCCCAUGAAGAGGACCGACAGAGGACAGGAGGUGACAAACUUCCCCGAUAACGUGACAACCGUCCUCCGACACCCCACCACACCAUCCAGACACGAGAAUGAGGUUGGGUCAAGUUUGCCGGAUACAAGUGAUGGGGUUUGGCCUUGUCGUGCUGAUGGCCAUUGGACUAACCAUACAGCUUCUGGGGAUCCAUUUCCCGAAAAGGACCUCUCAGAGCUCCACCCUACGUGUCUUAUCUUCUCUGCCUCCAUCUCUUCCACGAACUUGUCAGCCCAAGAGGCACAUUGUGUUCCUGAAGACUCACAAGACGGCUGGAAGCACCAUACUGAACCUCCUGCACCGAUAUGGGGACAAGAAUGGCUUAUUCUUUGCUUUGCCAAUCAAGUAUCAGUUCAACUAUCCAAAUCUCUUCCACUCUCGCCGGGUGAAAGGCAUCAACUCUCCAAACAGGCCUCCGUACGACAUCCUCUGUCACCAUAUGCGCUUCAACCUCCCAGAGGUUCGGAAGGUUAUGCCUGUAGACUCCUUCUAUUUCACGAUCCUCCGAGAUCCAGCAACCAUGGCCGAGUCUUCUUUUUCCUACUAUCGUUCUGUAUCUUCAGCCUUCAAGAAGGCACCUCAUUUCAAAGCUUUUAUUUCCCAUCCAUCACAUUACUAUCGAGAAGGAGAGCGAUCCAACCACUAUGCUCGCAACCUCUUAUGGUUUGACUUGGGGUUUAAUCCUAAUGCUCCUUUUACAGUGCCUCUGGCAAAAGCUGGAGCACGGGCCGUGGAGGGAAUAUUCAACUUGGUUCUACUGGCAGAACAUUUUGAUGAAUCAAUGGUUCUUCUGAAAGAGGAGCUGUGUUGGGAUCUGGAUGAUGUGGUCACCUUUAAACUCAACAUUCGUGGAUCUUCCAGACCACUGGAGCCAGAGGAAGUAAAACAGCUUCGGACAUGGAAUGCACUAGACUGGUACCUCUAUGAGUAUUUUAACCGAACCUUCUGGGACAAGGUGGAGCGGUUUGGCAAACAAAAGAUGGAUAAUGAGGUUAUGAGAUUGAGAGAAAGGAGGCAACAGUUAGCUGAACUCUGUCUUGAGGAUUUGAAGCCAGUAAGGGCAGAGGACAUUAAGGAAGAUGCCAUUAAGCCGUUUCAAUUUGGACAGGAGAAAAUCCUAGGCUGGGCCGUAAGGAAAGACCUUGAGUCUUACAUUCGUAGUCGUUGUGUUCAAAUGGUUACUCCUGAGCUGCAAUAUAAAGACUUAUUGGAUGCACACCAGUUUCCAGCAGGCUCACAAAAUGGGACUCAAACAAUAGUGACACCUGCAAGGGUAGCAGUUCGGUGAGAAAACAACACCUGGAUAGGAAAGAAGAUCUGGUUGCUGCAAAGUGGAUAUGAUGUCAAAAGACAAUAUUUCUGCAUCAUUGACAAAAGACUAGGUCUGAUUUUAUUAGGCAAAGGUUUGUCACUUUGAUUAGGAAAUGGUUUGUUGAGUACUAACUAUGCACAUGAGCCUCUUUACUGAAUUUGUUCAGUGAUCACUGUAGGUGCAGCCUUCUCAACUUGACAAUCACAACUGUGCCUUCGUUAAAAAAAAUGUAUUAGAAGGCCCUAAAAACAUUGACAUAAAUAAGAAUACAUGCUACAGAUAACACACUACUAGUCAAAAUAACCUGGAACUGGCAAGCUUCAGUGCACCACUAAUGUCA
This is a messenger RNA of Rana temporaria (common frog), 1897 nucleotides long. Its product is annotated as galactose-3-O-sulfotransferase 4-like. The transcript has 4 exons. The record is from RefSeq and is a predicted model, not a curated record. Gene Ontology annotation, molecular function: galactosylceramide sulfotransferase activity. Gene Ontology annotation, cellular component: membrane. Bases 304 to 1533 code for a protein of 409 amino acids. NCBI's taxonomy places the organism in Eukaryota, Metazoa, Chordata, Amphibia, Anura, Ranidae. Gene Ontology annotation, biological process: glycolipid biosynthetic process.